This is a messenger RNA of Podarcis lilfordi (Lilford's wall lizard), 20605 nucleotides long. NCBI's taxonomy places the organism in Eukaryota, Metazoa, Chordata, Lepidosauria, Squamata, Lacertidae. The record is from the annotation of a GenBank genome assembly.
GCUGCCAUUGUUUUGUAAUCCGCCCUUCUCGAGCGUUCGCCUUUCCUUAGCCUGGGAAGUAGGGCGGCCGGAAGACGGCCGGGGGGGGGGAGCCCCUCUCCCUGAGCACAAACUCGGCCUGCCUCUUCCUCUCGAGGAGCAACUCUUGGGGGCCCCCGGGGACACCUCCUCCUCGGGGCGUGCAAGUAGGAUGAGUAAGGCUUCGGCGCUGGGCGUUGCCGGAGAGAGCCCGGCCCCCUGUCCAUCAGGUGACUGCGGCGGCUGGGAGACCUCGGCGGUCCUGGGCUGCCGGCAGCCAGAGGAGCCAUGGAGCUGCUGGCGGUGGUGCUGUGGGUCUCGGCGGCGCUGGCUGCCUCCUCGUUCGCGCACCAGCCGCAGGGGCCGCCUGAAGCCGAGGAGCUGCUUUGGGGCCCGGAGGCGGCGAGGCCGCCCAGCGCGGCUUCCUCCUCCGUCUCCCUCUGGCCGCUGCCCCGCUCGCUCCGCGUCUCCGCAGCCCGGCUGCAGCUGGCGCCCAAGCGGUUCCAGAUCGUCCACGGCCCGGGCUCCUCGGCGGGGCCGAGCUGCUCCUUACUGCAAGAUGCGUUCCGGAGGUGAGCUGCGAGAGCUUUCGGUUUCAACUGGGGCAGGGCUGCCUCCUCGUAGCCCCAGCCCAAGCCACCCUGCUGUACCUCAGCUCUUGCAAGCUGCACCCGCGCGAGUUCUCUUGUCUUCCUCCCGGAAGGGCUGUUGUGUUUUUCUCCCGCGGCAUGUAAAAUCUGACGGGACGCGUUGACCCGAUGUGUAGAUGCAUGCCAUCCAUUUAAGAGCAUGUACAUCUUCCCUCCUCCUACCACAGAAAGAAAAAUCAUGGGAAUUGUAGCUUGCAUAGAGCUUCAGGUAUCAGCACCCUAAACAACCCCUUGUGUCUCUCUUAGGAGGCAUGAUGUUCUUUAAAUGUGUAGCUUUUAAAUUAUUAUUUAUUGAAUUUAUAUACCACCCUAUACCUGAAGGUCUCAGGGCAGUUCACAGAACAGAAUCAAAAUAUAAAACCACAAAAUAUAUAAUCAAAAUAAAAACAACCCAAUAACCCCCCCAACCCAACAUUUUAAAAGGGCAUAGGAUGUCAAACAAAUCAACUGAAGCUUAAAAGGGAACCUUUUUGCCUGGUGCCUGAAGGUGUAUUAUGAAGGCACCAGGUGAACUUCCCUGGGGAGAGCAUUCCACAGACAGGGAGCCACUGCAGAGAAGGCCCCUUCUCGUGUUACCACCCUCUGGGCCUCUCGAGGAGAAGGCACACAAAGAAGGGCCUCAGAAGAUGAUCUCAGGGUCAGGGUAGGUUCAUGUGGAAAGAGGCAGACCAGGAUCAGUGUAAUAUGCUCAAACCAUCUUGCUCCGGUGAGCAACGUGGCUGCUGAAUUUUGCACUAGCUGAAGUUUCUGGACCGUCUUCAAAGGCAGCCCUACGUAUAAUGCAUUGCAGUAAUCUAACCUUGAGGUUACCAGAGCACAGACAACAGUAGUUAGGCUAUCCCUGUCCAGAUAAGAGUGUAGCUGGGCAACCAGCCGAAGCUGAUGGAAGGCUCUCUGGGUCUUAUCUUCAGUGUUAAGAUGUGCCCAUCCCAUCUCUUUUGUUACUAACAUUCAGGAGCAAUUUGAAAAUGCUGCUGUUCACCACAGCAACUAUAUAUACCGUAUGUGGUGUUCUGCUGCUUGGUUGUUUGCAGACCUAAGUUCUUUUGGGAGGAAGGCCAGGAUAGAAAUCUGAUAAUAAAAGACUGACACAAAAAACCCUGACAUAAGAAAAAAAAAAUGGCUACCCUUAAGUUGAGAGAGAACCGUCCUUUAAAUGAAAACAGAUGCAAAGGGGGUGGAGCUCCUGUACCUUUGAGUGUUUGUGUAUGUAGGCAAGGGAAAUCUCACCAUAACGGCAUCUCUCUCACCUGUAAUACUUUGCCAUGACAAUUUGCACCUGCUCCAAAUUCUCUUGCCUGGAGAAUUUUUAAAGGGACAGGAUUCAUGCCUGUCUUCCAUCUAUUCACUGAGUCCUAAGCUCUUUGGGAAGGAAGGGCAGGAUAGAAAUCUAAUAGAUAAUAAAAGAAUGACACAAAAAACCUUGACAUAAGAAAAAAAAAUCAGCUAACCUUAAGUUGAGAGAGAACCGCCUUCUAAAUGAAAACAGAUAAGAGAGAGUGGAGCUAUUCUUACCUAAUAUGAAUAGUUGGAGGAUCUGUUCUCAACAGUAGAGUUGCACAGAAUAUUUUUUAUUUUCUAGCAUCAAAAAUGAAAAAAGAGCUUAUACAAAUUUGGUGUCAGAAGUAUCCAUUGUUCUUCAGUGAGCCACCAACCACCAGGUUCUAUUUUGUUAACCUUACUUGCUCUCUUCCCUUUUGAAUGGGUAGUUGGAGAGUACCGUAAUUGCUGCUUGGAUAACCUAAGGGCAUCAGCUGAAAUUAUAUGAGUCAGUAUCUUUUGACAGGAUCAAAGUUUCUUUAGUUGCCUCUUUCACCAUAGGAUAAAUAAUGGUCAUGUAAACAAGAACAGGGUUGUCGUGUGAACUUGCACAGAGAUAGGUGUGCUUGGAUUCAUUGGCUACACACGCCAAUGAAUCUUGUGUUGAAUGAUGGCCAGUGUCAUGUGAAUUUUUCAACAAAAUGAGCAAACACUAGUACCCUAAACACUGCUGUUUAUACAAACAAGGAAAUAAUCAUCCUGAUGAAGUAAAACAGUGGCUUUCAAACCUUUUCUUUUUAUUAUUUAAAAAAUUACACUUUAUUAGUUUACAACACAUAGUUUAAAGUAUUACAAACAAGGAAGUUCCCCUUCCUGAUACAGUAGAUAUAGCCAAAAACACAAGGCAGUUAGGGAAACAAAAUGGACAAUGUUUUGGAUUGUGGAUCUUGAUCUUGAGUGACUUUGGUAAACCUAGUGUGGAAGGUUGUCAAGAUCCAUUACAACUGGACCAGGUUUGCGUGUGUUCAGACUUGCCUUGCUGUGGCAAUGUUGGUACCUCAUGGAAUGGUUUGUUUUUAGGGAGCACAUCCAGUUCAAGCAGCAUGCUGUCCAGACCUUAUAGCCUGUCCUUGUUUUGCUGUGUAAAUGGAAAAGUGCAUGCCCAACACAAUUGUGGGACUGCACAUUCCCAUAGAAUAUUGUGAAAUUUCUGUCUCCCAAGAAAGAUUGACCUUUGGGGAAGGGCUGCGGCCCCAGAUCCCGUCUACAGAAUCUCCACGUAGGGCCACGAAAGACUCUUGUUUUGAAACCUUGGUGAGCCACUGCUAUACAACCAGGGGCAGCCCAAAACAUUUUACCACUGUAGGAAACAUCUUGCUGCUCACACACACUCACACACACACAUCACCUUCCUGCCUGCCACAGAUCAGGACCUUUUUGCCCCCACUGCCAACAGCCUUGUACCCUUUGUACCCUCAACUGAAAUACAGUGGUACCUCGGGUUAAGUACUUAAUUCGUUCCGGAGGUCCGUAUUUAACCUGAAACUGUUCAUAACCUGAAGCACCACUUUAGCUAAUGGGGCCUCCUCCUCCUGCUGCUGCUGCUGCUGCUGCUGCUGCUGCGUUGCCAGAGCACUAUUUCUGUUCUCAUCCUGAAGCAAAGUUCUUAACCUGAAGCACUAUUUCUGGGUUAGCGGAGUCUGUAACCUGAAGUGUAUGUAACCUGAAGUGUAUGUAACCCAAGGUACCACUGUAGUUUUAAUCAUAAUUUCCCUGAAGCUGCACCCACGCUGCUGUUAUGAUGCUGCGGCAGCAGUGAGGGCAAGGCGCUGUGGCAGCAGUGGCACAGGCGAAGCCUCAGUGGGGCUGGUAGUGGCACAGAGGCAGGGAAGGGCAGGGGUCGGAUCUGCUUCCCGAAGCUAAUUGCUUCACCCAGCUUCAUGCUGGCUCCAGCCUUGCAUAUGGGGUGACAGCACUGAGCCCAGGCAGAAGAAUGUUUUGACUCUGUUUAAGAAGGCCACUUCUAGUGUUCCCGUAACCUUCUCAGUGAAACUCCUGAUAAAAUUUUAGGAUUGUCCAGAAGGCAGCUUGAAAAUCUACUUGUCUAAACCAUCCUAGUGAGGAGUUAUUCUUUCAAAAUAUGUCAAAGCAGCUUGCAUAUUUUCAUCUGGCACAUACUGCUAUCCUGACCAACACAUGGGUUUGCAAAAUAUGCCCAUCCCUCAAUUCACACUCUGUAUCAACUUCAAGUCAAGAUGGUGUUUAAAAACUGCACUCAUCCUACUUGUGCUUUCUGUAAGGCUGUGUAAGGAAGCAUUUCUAUAAAUCAGGGAUUGCUAAUCUUGUGCCAGAUGUUGUUGGACUCCCAAAACUCAUUAGCGCCAGGCAGCAUGGCCAGUGAUCAGGGAUGAUGGGAGUUGCUAUCCAGCAACAUCUGGAGGAUCACAGGUUAGCCAAGCCUGAUAGGAGCUCAGUCGGUAAGAAAUGUAGUCAAACUGGAAUACAUGGGUGUAGCCAAGGAGGGACAGCUGCUCCCAUCAAUAAAAAUACAUAGCAAACUUAGGUUCUCCCCCCCCACACACAAAAGACCUGCCUCCCCUAACAAAGAUCUUGUUGGAACAUAUAGAUUUAUGCUGUGCAUAACAUCUUUCUGGGUUCACUUCCAGGUACUAUGAAUACAUAUUUGGGUAUUCCAAGUGGCAGAAUGGUGAUGAGAUGAAACCUCUUUUGGAAACGGAGCUAUCUUCGCUUCAGGUGAUUAUUACUUCAGAAGAUUCUGAAUGUGAUAAAUUUCCCAGCAUCGCAUCUGAUGAAUCUUGUAAGUAUCUGAUGGUGUAAAUGUGUGUAGCGCCUUCUUCCUUCCUAGCUGUGGAUUAAUUACAGUGUUCUAUUGAUCAGGGUGGGGAAACUCUGGCCUUCCAGAUAUUACUGGACCCUCUCCUCCAAUUCCCAUCAUCCUUCUUGACCAUUGACCAUGCUAACUGGGACUGAUGGGGUUGAAGUCCAACAACAUCUGAGAGGCUAUAGGUUUCCCACACCAGAUCAUCUUAUUUCUUAUACUGGUUUGGCUUGUAGACACUGGUUUUUUCCCCUAGCAUACACAGCUGGCUAUAAUAAUGAACUUUUAUCCUGUGAGUAAUUGAAGAAAAUAGAUUGACUCAGUUAAAAAUAAGUCUUGAUUGUGUCUCACUGGUAUUAAUAUCUGUACUGUAUUCAUAAUUUUGAUACAUUUUUUCCUAUUAACCAAGAUUGGUUUGGGUGCUAAUUUAUGGGUGUGGAGACUUGCAUUCUGGAAAAUCAGGAACAAAUGCCUGACACUUGUUGGUGCUUUAUGGAGUAAUCCAAUAUAUACCCAGUCACAUUGCUGAUUCUUCCUCAUCAAUUGAAACUGAUUACACCUGUGUAACUGGAAGUUUAGAAGAACAGAGGUGGAGCCUCCACAGAAUAUUUUAGCAUGGAACACUCCUAAUCAGUUUUCCAGCCCUGAGCCAUUCCUUUUUAAAAAAUUUUUUUUGCCCUGAACAAUUUGCAUUCCAUAGUCAAUGAAUAUACUCAAUCCUCAUUAGGCUAUUUUGGGGUCCCUGCUGAGGGUUUGUGCUAAACAUCUUUUGUAAUUUUGCAAACCUUCGGGUUCAUCCAGACCUGAUGAGGCUUCCUUCUUUUGAAUGGUUUGUGUUGUUUUGAUUGCAUAAGAAUACACAAUUGAGUAAGUUUUGGAGAUAGAGGCAAUUAUAUGCAUUGGGCUGUCUUGGGGUGGGUUUGUUUGUUUUGUAAAAAGCAUAGCCUUUGUUUUUAUGUUCAUUGCUUUAUGGAAACUGUUGCGUGUUUUAUUUCAUAAGCUCCCUGGAGAACGUAAUCCAAAUGGUGGGCUAAUUUUUUUUAAAAAAUAAAAAUUGCUUUGUGUUAUAGCGAUGGUGCCUGUGAGAUAAUGAGGCAGUCUUGAUUUCCAGAUUUUGGAUAAAUAGUGACGAUUCUACUGAUUUAAAUACAGUGGUACCUCAGGUUACAUACGCUUCAGGUUAUAUUCGCUUUAGGUUACAGACUCCACUAACCCAGAAAUAGUGCUUCAGGUUAAGAACUUUGCUUCAGGAUGAGAACAGAAAUCGUGCUCCGAUGGCACGGCGGCAGCAGGAAGCCCCAUUAGCUAAAGUGGUGCUUCAGGUUAAGAACAGUUUCAGGUUAAGAACAGACCUCCGGAAUGAAUUAAGUACUUAACCCGAGGUACCACUGUGUAUAGGAGUAGUGUCUUGCAAGUUCUGAAGGUGCUUGUUUACAUUUUCCUAGUUUUCCUGUGUUCACAGGAAUGGGCAUAUUUUGAGGAUGGCUAUACCGGGCAGACGGGAGCAGGGAGAAACUGUUUGUAAAUAUUACAGAAUAUUUGUAGGUAUGCUGUGCCUACUGGAUAUAUAGGAUGACCCUGAUCCAAAGAAAGUUUGUCACAGAAAUGCCAUUGAAAUCAAUAGGGUGUCAGAAUUACUGGCUUUCUGUGGACUGGAGCUGGUGAGAGCAGAAAUACAGGAAGGCAGGACUGCCUCUUUGGAAGGUUCUACUUCUCAUUUCAGUUCUCCUUUUCCUUGGCUUAGUCAUCUAAUGUUGUUUGUGGCUACUGUCAGUCUCAGGGGAGGGCAUUGGAAGGGGAAUCUCAGGUCCUCAUCCAGGGCUUUGAAGCAGACAGAGGUAGGACAAGAUAGUUGUGCUGCUUUUCCCUGCUCCAGAGCCCAGUAGGAUACACUCCCCCCCCCCCCAUUGUUUGGAGACUUGGGCUUCUUCUCCCUGCUCCAUGUGUGCAUUCAGCUUUACGCGCUUGGCAGUUAAUUAAAUAGAAAGGGGGUGGGGAAAAGACUUUGGCAAUCCCACCCACCAUUGUACCCAGUGUGUUUGGACUAUAUGCGAUUUUGGCUUUAGGCACGAUCCCCAGGACAUAGCUCCCAUGUAGUAGUAGUAGUAGUAGUAAUAAUAAUAAUAAUAAUAAUUUUUAUUUAUACCCCGCCCUCCCCAGCCAAGGCUGGGCUCAGGGCGGCUAACAAGCAAUAAUAAAAACAAGUUGAAUGAAUACAACUUAAAAACAAGAUUAAAUUACAACAUUUAAAUAUUGAAACAUUAAAAUAUUAAAAUGCAGCCUCAUCACAGGAGGAGAAAGGAAAAAGAAAGAGGGGGAGGGAAUCAAAUUGGCUCCAAGCCAAAGGCCAGGCGGAACAACUCUUACAGGCCCUGCAGAAAGAAAUCAGAUCCUGCAGGGCCCUGGUCUCGUGAGAAGAGCGUUCCACCAGGCCGGAGCCAGUGUUGAAAAGGCCCUGACUCUGGUUUAAGCCAAUCUAACUUCCUUAGGGCCUGGGACCACUAGGGUAUUGCUAUUUAUGGACCUUAAGGUCCUCUGUGGGGCAUACUGGGAGAGGCGGUCCCGUAGGUACGAGGGUCCUAGGCCAUGAAGGGAUUACAGUGUGGCAUGAAGGACUGGGGCAGCAGCAGGGGGUGUCUUCUCCUGAUGUGCUGAGCUUUGGAGCAGGAAGGGUGGAAUUGAACCAAACAGUUGAACCAAAUCUGCUCCAGAGUACUGGGGGAGCCCCCAGAACAGAUUUAGGGGGGAAGUUGGUGGAGGAGAGGUGGAAAACGUUCCGUUGCGCAAAGAGAAAUCCUUGCACCAAUGGAACCAGUUACUUAGUGCUAAGGAGCCAGUGUCAUAUCAUAGUUAGAGGGUCGGACUAGGACCUGGGAGACUGUUGGGAUACUGCCAGGGAGAUAAAGUCCAUCAUGGCCCCCAAGCCGUCUGCCGGACGAUCCAUCGACCUCCCGUAGGCACGCAGCGACAUGAGUUUCUAGAAAAUAUCUUGCCACAUUCUAGAGCUCAUGCACGCUCUAUCAGCAAUUAGCACAGCCAAAAGUUGCACUCAGGAGAGCAUUAUUUACAAGUUUAUUCGGCGUUGAUCAGAACACAGAAAAACAUGACUGCCUGCUGAUUUAGUGUCUGCGACACCGAGAGAAAACGAAAGCAACAGAAAACAUAAACAUCCUGUGAACAGGAAAUACGCAGACUCUGACUCACAAAGCCUGCUCCCUUUUAAGGUGGAACGGAAAUAUCCUAACAGAGACAAGGGUUCAAAUCCCCAUGCAGGCAUGAAGUUCACUGAGUGGCUUUGGGCCAGUCAUUGUUGUGUUUUUAUAUUCUGUCGGAAGCUGCCCAGAGAGGCUGCAGCAACCUAGUCAGAUGGGCAGGGUAACAACAACAGCAAUUUCUGCACCCACUUUUGCCUCUGGCCCCCAGAAGAGAAUGUAGCGCUCAAGCUGAAAAAAGUUCCCAACCUGUUUUAAAAGAUUGCUGGCUGUGCAGAUGAAAUGGUGUUUGGCUUAUUUUAAUUGAGAAGCGUGCAUCAUCAUGACACUUAGGCAGCCAAGAGUGAUGGUGCAUGCUUCUCUCUGACGCAGGAAAUAAGUGAUUUCUAAAAUAACGGCACACUUCCGCUUGCAUUUUUGUUCAGCAGUGUGGAUGUUUUUAAGAAACUGCUCAGAGUAAGCUUGCACAACAUCACAGUCACCUUUGUAGCCCUAUCAGGGCUUUUGCUGUUGUUAGUGCAAAAACAGAGGAGUCGUUAAGCAGCAUUCAGGUGGCUGUAGUAUGUGGCUUGGGAUGCUGUGUUGGGGCCACAAGUGAUGCAGGCCUGACUUGGAGAAAUCCUUAUUCCUACAAGUCAUUUUAUAGUUACAUGAAGACCAGAGGUGCACUAGAAUUAAUUUUCACCUUUCCUUAAUUGCCAAUGGUCAGCUUUACUUUAAAAAGGCACCUAGGACUUAAAACGACUAGCUUAUUAUCAGUGUUGCAAUCCAACCCCAUAGGUUUGGAUCCUAAGAUUAGCCAACCUAGGGAGUUCCUGCCACACUGGCCACCCUAAAGCUUGUCUAGAGGACUGGGGGGUGGGUAGAGGAAAGUUGCCUGAGAUUAGGCUUAGAUCCUGAUACAAAUUAACUUGCAGAAGUUAAUGAAAGGAAAAUUUCCCAUGCCCUCUUUGCCCUGCAACCUCCCAAACACCACCCCACGUUCUCUGGAGGGGAGAGGCCCCUCUUGAACAAGCUUUUCAUGGGGCAAGAUGGUUGCUGAAAUUGAAGGAGAGGAUGGCUGAACUUCCUUCCGUGAAUGUAUUUUCAGUUCCAAGCCAAAGACUGCUUAAGACACCCUGACUUCAUUUGGAUAUAAGCAGCCUUUGUGCAGGACUGCUCCCAAAUUCUUAUAAUUGGUUGUCUUUAUAAGUAAACUGAUAUUUUCAUUACUAAAACUCAUAAUUGUCAUUUGCUCUUAAAGAUCAGCUCCAGGUAUCAGGACCUACAGCUGUGCUGAAGGCAAACAAAGUUUGGGGAGCGUUGAGAGGUGAGUAAUGAAAGGUCUUCUCCUUCCAACGGGCCCUCUCAGCAGAGGGGGCUCCCUUCGUGUUUCCAUCGCCUUCAGUGGCUCAGGGGUGGGGGUGUUGGCCCAAGAAAGGGCAUUCUCCAUGGCACCCCUCUAAGCUGCAGAAUUCAGCAACUUACAGUCAUGGCUGAAGCCGGAGUGACAUGGCCUGUUUUGCAGUGGUGUGUGUUGUAAUCUGGGGGAACACAAUCUCUGUCUUGGUUGGAAUAGGAGCCCCAAAUUUUCUUGUGUAAAUCAGCCAUAAGUGGUUUGUGUGUUAGAGAUAUUUAAUAGUGGUGGCCAUCAUCUUAUCUUUAUGACUCAAAACAAAAUGAAAAAGGGUGGAGCUUCUCCAAACAUUUAAAAAGUGGUGAUAAAGAAGCAAGUUGGGAGACUUAAACUUUGGGAUUUUGUCCAAUGUAGAGAGAAGUCCAUAUUCCUUGCAGGGAGGUAAGAAGAGCCCUGCUGGAUCUUUCUCCUUCAGCAUUCUGUUCCCACAGUGUACAGCCAAGAAACCUCUGGGAAGGCCACAGGCAGGACCUGAAUGCCUGAACAACACUCUUCCCCACUCUUGAUUCCUGCAACUGCUGUUCAUACUGUUCCUGAUACAGGAGGCACUGGAGAUAAACAUUCCGUCCCAAAAUAAGAAAAGCAAACAUUCCCACACAGGGGCCCCAUCUUCUCCCACUGGCCAACCCUUGGAAGGCCAGCCUAGAAGCUAAGUUAGAAAAAAGUGCUAGUCAUUUGUGCUCUCGGGUUCCUUGGAACAUCCAAAGUAGCUGUUGGAUGACAUCCAUUUUACUUUGCCAGUUAUGGAUUACAGUUCAGUCUGUUUUCACUUCCAGGUUUAGAAACAUUCAGUCAGUUAGUAAAUGAAGACGACUAUGGAAGUGUGAGUAUUUCUCUUCAUUGUACAGUGGGCUAAUUUGGAGUUUUCCCCAAGUUUGGAUUUGAGCAACUGCUUAUUCAUUUUUUCAGGCUGCUCUGAGUCAAAGGUUGCCUCAGAUACUGUUUGGAAGCUGCAGUGUACCAGGCGGUGGGUACCAGCAGCAGAUUAAAUCUGUUCUGUAGCAUCUGCCCUGGCUUGCUAUAUCCUUGCUGAAAUAACUCCAGUUGCCUGUUUUGACCAGGAGCUAAUAGCUGACUGCAUGGCUACACCUGCAUGUCAGACCAUAGAACUGGGAUUCCAAUGUCAUAUUCUGGGUAUUAGCCCAUUUUCAUUUUGAAUUCUAAUUGCAUCUCUUAUUCCUUACAUUUUUCUUAAAUGUAUUGCACUUUGAAUUAAAUGGAAUACAAUAAAAUACAAUAAAAAGCAAAAAAAAAAAAUACUAUUAAAAACCAUACAGCAUCUAGCACAGCGAAUUACAGUUGCUACCACAGGUAGAAAAAUCAUUAAUUUUCAAGUGGUCUUUGGUGAAAAAGAGUUUGGGAGCUGCUGCUACUACAGUAUCAUAUCACAAAAAUUAAUUUGGGAACCUGUUGAACCUUCUCUUCCUCUCUUAUAUUUUAAUAGCUAUUUGUCAAUGAAUCCGACAUUACUGACUUCCCAAGAUUUGCUUAUCGAGGGAUCUUGAUUGAUAGCUCAAGGCAUUUUCUGCCUUUGAAAACUAUCCUAAUGACUUUGGUAAGUUGGCAAUCGGCAUGUUCUCCCCCACCUGUCUUCCGCUACUGUGGCAAGUUUAAAUGAAGCCACCUGUUUCCUUACCAAGAAAAUGAUUAAAGUUCAAAUCACUUGAAAUACGUGAUACUAAUAGCCUUGUACUUGGUGUUGCUCGGGAAUUCUGGGAAGCAGAAACAUCAACCCAGUUUUGUAAUUGGUGGCAAAAAUCAGCCAGGUUGUAUUACUUGUUGCUGACUCUGAAGUAGUACUACUUUCAGUCCAUUGUUUGAAUCAAAUCCCCCCAUGGAAGUUCACACACCCCUUCUCUCCUUGACAGCCAUUGAGUCUCAUCCCUAACAUCCCCCCAAAAAAGACUGAAUGGGGUGGGAAAUGGUGCAGGAGGCUGAGGAAAUCAUGGAAGAUCAAGGCACAGGCACCUUCUGAGUGGGGCUUCCUUUCAGUUCAGCAUAUUUGUCCUUUCUGGGUCAAGGAUAGCUAUUUCAAGCACCUGGGUUUUACUCAGUGCUAGGAAACAGGGGAAGUGCUUACUCUAAAUGGCUGUGCCCUCCCGCCUCAGCCUACUGCAGUAUCUGGAAAGGACCUUGAAUGCUUGCUUUAGCAAUUAUAUUACUGCCAGGCAAUUACAAUCUUCUUCUUUACUGGCUGCUUAGUAAUGGAACCAUGGAUGGUGAGAAACAAAGAGCAUUGCAGUGGCACUUCCUUAACAGCAGAUUUAAUGUACCUUUAUUUAGGAUUGGGGGUAAAGGCUUCACUUUGUUAUGGUGUUUCAGAAUAAUGUAGGUGUUGGAAAAGCAAUGUUAAGGUCACUUUGCUCUGAUUUAUGUAGGGUUGCCAUAUUUCAAAAAGUAAAAAAACCAGGACCCCCCAAAAGUUGUUGAGCUUUUCAGGAAAAACCGAAAGUUUUUGAGCUUUUUUAAGACACCAAAGCAGUUGACUUUUUAUUUUAUGAAAAUGCAAAACAAAAAAAACCCACCACGCUUUCUCUGUUUACUUCCUGAAGAUUCAGGAUAAACAGCCGACAGGACGUCACUUCCGCCUUUGAAAUCCCAGUAUUGUUUGGAAGUAUGGCAGCCCUAAUUAAUGGCACUGAAGAACACAAUUACGGGGGGGGGGGGGGGGAGAGGAAGACUUUGCUAAGUGCUCUUUAAAAACUACUUGCCUCUCCAUGCAGGCUACCUAACUGAAACACCAUAUUUUUUUCUCUUAGGAUGCUAUGGCAUUUAACAAGUUCAAUGUCCUUCAUUGGCACAUUGUAGAUGACCCUUCCUUUCCUUAUCAAAGUAUCACAUUUCCUGAACUGAGUCGCCAGGUAAGUAAAUGGCCCUGUAGAACAUUCUGAAAAUUUAGUGCCCAAUAAAUUUAUUGUUAUUUUAAUAAAUAGCCUUUUCCAUACAUGAGUCUAUUACGUUGUAUUGGUUGCUGUUUAAAAGCCAUAAUACAAGGAAGAGGAACCUGUGGCUCCCUGGAUAUUUUUGGGCCUCAAACCCAAUCAGUCCUAUCCAGCAUUACCAAUGCUCAGGGAUGAAAGGAGUUGUACUCUCAACAGCUUCUGGAGGGCCAAUGGCUCCCAGUCAGUGGGAAAAUGAGAAAGUUCUUGGCGCAGACGGUUCACUGGAAUAGCAUUGUUGCACCUUUCUGAGAGGCGACCAUGUUAAGUCUGUUGGAACAGAUGCAACAAAGAGUCAGUGAAACAUUGAAAGCAUGGAAGGCGCACCUGGGGGAGUCAGAUCGCUGCCUCUGGCUCCCUCGCAGCUCGGCACUUUGCAGCCUGGCUCCAAUAACACCACUGUAAUGGGCUGCUGAUUUUUAAGAUUCAUUUCCUUUGGGAAAUUUAAAAUGGCGGAGAAGGGACAGGACAACACAAGAAAGAACGAAGAAGAAAGGAAAUGAAGAAAGUGGGCAAAAAUGGCAGUGAAAUAUAUAAGAAACAUUAUAUAAUGUACCCGGUAUAUCUUGGAUUAAAGUUGCUUAUAAAUCUUAGCACCAUUUUGAGACUUUGCCUAUUUUUUGCUUUCUGGAGCAAGCUUAAAAUUAACAAAAUUUUGAUUAAAAGUUGCAAGCCCUAUGAAAUGUGUGUGUGUAUGUAUUCAAAGGGCUUGCAACUUAUAUAUAUAUAUAUAUAUGACAUUUCAGAUUGUUCAGUCACCUAGCUACUUUCCCCAUGGUUGGUACCACCUCCUAAAUCUUAAGGACAUAAGUGGAGCCCUUUUACAUCAGAUUGAAGGCCCACCUAAUCCAGCAUCCUGUUUUCCCCAGGGGACAACAGUUCAGGUUAAAUAGCCAAAUAGUCUUGGUGAUUCCCGCUUUUGCUUUGUUUUCUCAGUUUGCUUUAUAUAAUAUACUGGCAUGGGCUACUAUUUUGAACCAGUUGUCACCCAGGCCUUUGUACAACAUUAUCCAGCCUUGGAAGAACAACACUGGCCAAUACCAGCUUCAGACUGCAUCUGCAAAAGUGCAGGCUUAUCCCCCAGAUGGGGACACUGAAACUACUCAGAAGCUAGACUACACUGCCAGUAGUCCUUGGGUGCUGUAACACGACACUGUCAAGUGUAAUCGGCUCUUCAGCCUUACUGGCAUAUUCUUGGCAUCACAUUGUAAAAGAACGACAUGUGUGGACAUUUUCACAGGGGGCCUAUUCAUACAAUCAUGUUUACACUCCCGCUGACAUCCGUCUGGUGAUAGAGUAUGCUCGGUUACGGGGGAUUCGAAUUAUCCCGGAAUUUGACAGUCCAGGACAUACCCAAUGUUGGGGGAAAGGUAAGAUGCAUAUUAUUCUGAAAUGCUAUUGAUACUGUAAACAUGUAGGAACUGGCUUUAGUUGGGUGCAUUUAUGUUUUUUCAUUUUAUUUUAUUUUACCCACUUUGUUCUUAUUUUCAAGAUGCUUCUAUUAUUGCUAUCAUAUUCAUUUUUAUUGUAUUUGCAUUGUUAUUAACUGCCUUCAGCACCAUUUAGUAACAAAAGGUGGGGUAUUGAACCUACUAUAGGAAGUAGUCCAGCCGAAGGAUUUCACCCUCCCAUUAUGAAGAAAGGAAAAGCAAUUGAGUGCAAGUACAGAUUUAUUGCGAAGUAUAAUUUAAUUCCAAAACAGUUCAGUUUUCACCAUUCUACAUAUAGCUUAACUAUAUGUUUCAGGGUUUUUGAGAUUGGCCUUUAAAUAUAUAACCUAGAAAUGGGUUGAACCUCUUAACGUUGUUGUGAUAAAUCUGCCUUUGUACUAUAUUGCUGAUCAGUUUUUAUUUUUGUUCUGACAUCUAGUAAAAUAGUAUUGUAAACUGUCAUAGCUUAGCAUAGCAUACUUAGAUAAAUUGACCAAUGGUCUGCCUUAGGAUAAGGCAGCUUCCUAUGUUGCUAGUAUGGACAACAUUUCUAACAAUGCCAAUAAUAAAAACGUAGGAAAUGGAGGGCGGGGGGGGGGGAGUAUUUAGUAGGGAAACAAAAUGUUCAGUAGCCCAGAAUGUGAAACAGAAAGUGCUAAUCUCUGGAAUAAAAUGACAAAUCUGGCAAGUGAAUGCAAACCUAUUGUGACUACUGGUCCAUACUUUUCAGAAUAGAACGCUGAAAUUUUUAAAAGCUUAAAAAACAUCGUGUUCUUGACUAUAUUUGUGGGGGCAUGUAUUUAAGUUCUUGGAAUUGUUUUUAAAACAAGCAUAAGAAUGCAACUUUAUAUGGUGCAGCAACAACAUAUGCACCUUUCGAAGCUAAUCUUGUUUCAACGUAUUUUAUUUUAGGACAAAAAGACAUCCUCACACCAUGCUACAAUGGAGCACAUCCGAGUGGGUCUUACGGGCCUGUAAACCCCAUUUUGAACACAACAUAUGAUUUCAUGGCUAAAUUAUUCAAAGAAAUUGGCAGUGUAUUUCCGGAUGAUUAUAUCCACUUGGGAGGAGACGAAGUGGACUUCACUUGUUGGUACGGUAUAACAUGAAGAGUCUACAUUGCUUAUUCACCUGAAAUCUGUUGAGUUGGAAACUGUGACAGGAAAGGUAAUAGGAUAGGCAAGGAUCCUUCAAGCCCUUCAAGUGUGCCUCUCCCACCUCCACCCCCCCACCAGACUGUAGCCCUUUGCACUAGGUGGGGUCCACGUUCCUCCAAGCUCGUGGCUUGUUAGACAAAGCGGAAGGUUGUACAAUAGUGUUGUACAAUAAAGGGGAGGGGUGUAGCUGAUUGUACAUACAGUGGUACCUCAGGUUAAGUACUUAAUUCAUUCCGGAGGUCCGUUCUUAACCUGAAACUGUUCUUAACCUGAAGCACCACUUUAGCUAAUGGGGCCUCCCGCUGCCGCCGCGCCGCCAGAGCAAGAUUUCUGUUCUCAUCCUGAAGCAAAGUUUUUAACCUGAAGCACUAUUUCUGGGUUAACAGAGUCUGUAACCUGAAGCGUAUGUAACCCGAGGUACCACUGUAGUGGGACUUGCCAGUGGCUCACUUUGGAUGAACUGAAUCCUGGUCUGGGUGUGGCUAGCAGAUUGGGGAAAGACUUUGCACAAGGCAGCCCUACAUGGCUUCUGGCCAGCUUAGAACUUCUGUGCAUACUGUUGAAAGCGGAAGAAUUGCAAUACUGGAGCAGACUACUGGUCCAUCUAGCUCAGGGGGGUUGAUACUCAUUUUUACCCCAAGAGCAAAUUCAUCAUUGACCAGCCCUCCAGGAGCUGCAUGUCAUUGGUGGGCGUGGCCAAAAUUGCAAACCAGCUGAAGGGGAGGAGGAGGUUAUUGCCCCUUCCCCUGCAAAUGGUUCAUUUGAUUAUUGGGGAGAGGAUAAUCCCUUAAACAGUUGGGCUGGGAGGGGAGAGGUUUAAGCCUCUCCUCUCCACCCAACCCAAGGCUUUGUUUGAUUUAACCUUUCAUUUUGCUGCUGCUGUCUUGGGUGGCCAGAAAAAUAAAUUGCCUAGGCAGCCAGAUGAAGCCCCUGGCAGGAGGUGAACUACUGCUCAUCUAGCUCAAGAGCCUUUUCAGAGCCAGUAGUUUGGAUCCCUUCAUUAAGUAGGGCAUGGUUGCAGCGACUUGCUAGCAUUUGAUAGAUGCUGGGAAGAGCAGCGUCAAGUCUUAACAGAGAGAACAGCUUCAGUGUUUGGUUAAAGCACAGCAGGCAUAAAGCAAAACACAGCCAGGUGUCUGCCGAGUGAUAAACGCUGCUCCCCGCCCCCUUCUCUGUCUUGGUACCUGGUACUGCAACCACAAAUAGGUUGCUGUACCUGUCAGGUAGACAGUGUCUUAGCUUGUUGGGUCACAAAUCUGGCCAUUACCAUGGCUUACAACCACUGAUCAGCCUGCCUCCGUGUAUUUAUUAUCCUAUGCAAGUUACAAAAUCUCAUCAUAAGCUGACUUUAUCUGAAUUACUUGGUUUUUGUUCCUCUUGCUCAUCUAUCAUGGAGAUGCAGGGUCACUGCCAAUACCUCAAGGGCCGCCUCUCCCCGUAUGAACUGACCCAGACCCUGUGCUCAUCUUCCGAGUCCCUUUUUCGUGUGCCCCCGCCAUGGGAGGUCCAGAGGGUGGCAACAUGAGAACAGGCAUUUUCCGCAAUGGCUCCGUUUGUGGAAUGCUCUCCCCAAGGAGGCUUUCCUGGCACCAUUCUUAUAUAUCUUUAGGUGCCAGGCAAAAUCUGUCCUCUAUUACCAGGCCUUUGGCCUUUAACUAUCUGUGGGUUUUUAGAAGUGGGCAGGAUGUUUUUUAAUGCAUUCCUUUUUUAAUGUAUCUGUAUGGGGUUUUUCUUCUGUCUGGUUGGUUGUAAGUUGCUUUGGGUUGCCCUGGGUAAGAUAAAGCAACUAACAAAUUUAAUAAAUAGUAAUCAUUUAGUUAUUGUUUAUUUUUCCUUCAGUAAAGCCAUUGUCUGUGGCCAUCCUCUGCCAAAUAUUUUGUAUUCAUAAGGGGGUGAGAGUUCUGAAUGAAUGCAUACUGGAGGAUUCUGAUGGUCAGUGGGUAACAUGUUAUUUCCUAGUAAGUCUUGGUCCAAAAUCCCAUUGGUACUUCUGUAGUAUGCUGCUGAUCUUGGCAAGAAGCAUAAUUGUGUUUUCUCUCUUCCCUUAUAGGAGGUCCAAUCCUGAUAUACAAGAAUUCAUGAAGAAGCAAGGGGUCUGGUUUACCUAUGCUAAACUGGAAUCCCACUAUGUUGAGAAGUGAGUUUCUCUUUCAGGCAAGAGCCUGCUUAUUGGCUGUUUGCACACAAUGCUUAAACCAUGGUUUAGUAAGCCAUGGUUUAGUAAAGCAUGUCCUUGCAUGUUUUAAAGUAGAUCACAGCCACAAUUAGUGCUAGUAACUUGCUGUUCUUAAUCAUUUGGAGCCAAUCAUGGCUGAAAUAAGGGGUGUAAAUGAAACAAGUAAAUAGCAAGUACAUAACAUCUUUAAAAUAUUAUUACUACUAGAAUAUUGGAGUUGGUGUCUUCUCUGAACAAGAAAUCCAUAGUGUGGCAGGAAGUCUUUGAUCAUGGAGCAAAGGUAAGGACUGAGAGAUGAUUUGUGCUGUUCUGCGAAAACUUGAUUUUCAUGUGCUAGAGUAACCCAGAAGACACGUGUAGCACUAUCUGAAAUGUUUAAGCCUUUCAGAAUUGUGUGAUCUGAUCUAAGGAUCAAUUUCAUCAAGGCAAUAUAAGAAGCCAAUACAUUAUAAGUCAAAUGUAAUAGAAAUGUGACUGUCCUGUGUAUUUCAAAAGUACAUACAAUAUGAUGCUGGAAAGGUGACAUACCGUAUGUGGCUGUCUCAUAGCUUAUGCCUUUCUAAAAUUGCAUCAGUCUUGUAGAACUUAAUAUGCCAAAGCAACCCUUAAAAAGGCAGACUGUCUCUAAGCCUGCUGUUUUUAUGUUAAGGUUAAUUAUUUUAAGCAGUACCAGUUAAGUUUCUUUCACCAUUUCAUCUUAGCAUAACUAAAUGCUCUUGGCAAACCAGUCACACAAGUGGAACAUGCAACACUAAAUUGCUGUGGAUUCUCAUCUCUUACAUGAGUGUUUCUGUUUAGCCUACCAGCUUGCCAGCCUUCUUUUCCACAGUACUUUAAGUUGUUGGUGGGGAGGAGGGGUUGAGCAAAGCAGCAGUCCAAGUGGUUUGAUCACCUGCUUGUAUUCCUGCCUUGACCUCCUCCAGGCUUGACAGCCCUGUCUCAGCCAUCUGUAUACAGUCAUACCUCAGGUUAAAGUAGCUUCAGGUUGAGCGUCCACAUAUUAGGAUUUCUAAGAGGCUUCUUUGAAAUCUUGUCACUGGGGUAAUUGCAAAGAUGCUAUAAUUACCAUGGAACAAGUUGAUGUCACACCAAUAUGUGGACAAAUCCCAAUGGGACUCGAUAUGAGUGACGUUAGUUUUCACAUAACCGUAUCACAUAACCUGGCACGCUACUAUCUGCAUAUGCUUUGGAGGAGAUGCCUGUAGCUGAACAGAUUGUUUUCAUGCUGUCUGAACACUAUGUUUUUGAUGUCUUCAGCUACAGUCAGACACAAUAGUUGAAGUGUGGAUUGGGACCUUGUAUAAAGAAGAGUUAAGAAGAGUAACCAAAGCAGGGCACAGCGCCAUCCUGGCAGCACCAUGGUACCUAGACCUCAUUAGUUAUGGCCAGGACUGGAAGAAAUACUACAGUGUGGAGCCACUAGACUUCCUUGGUUUGUAGUUUCCUUUUUCUUUGAGCGUUAUCCAGGCAUUGGUUCCAGUGGGAAAGUUGCAUGGCCUUGUUGCUGUGACUCCCAGUUUUAAUGAAUGAUAACAUUAUAUUCCUGUACACUCCUCCAUACUCUCCUUUCACCCCAAGUUAUCUCCCCAGUUUGUUGGUGGAGAUGGCAUUCUAUACUGUUAAUAAGGGGAGAUGAAUUAUUGGUGGUGGUGUUGUUUUUUUAAAAAUGAACUAUUUCCUUUUUAUUUAUUUCAGUUCUGGCUGCAGGGGAAUGAACUUUGUCACUGAAGUAGAUUUAAAUAAAAGAUAGUGAGCUUAUAAAUACAAAGAAUAUUACUAUGUUUGGUCAUAUGGGCUUUUAUGUUAAGUAUUUAAGAUAACAGUCAUGACAUUAAGAUUUGGUAUGACUUAAUUAACACCUAAUGACUAUUUCCACGAUACUCAACUUGCAAGUGUAAAAUACUGUACCUGUAUCAGACUGAGCCUGCUUUUAAAGGAAGACACAAGCCAAUACUUCUUUUCCUUAAACACAGGGUGGCAAUCCCAGAAAGAGUUGGUGCUUGGUGGAGAAGCCUGUCUUUGGGGCGAAUAUGUGGAUGCAACUAAUCUCACACCAAGACUCUGGUAUAGUUAAUCACUCACCUGAUUUUUUUUCAUCUAACCUUAUUGAUACUUACAUCUGACAAAACUACGCUUGCAUCAUGAUUUUUAAACUUUACUUUCCCAACUUGUCUUCCUCCCUUCCUCUUAAUUCUGUCUAUAUUAGUGAUUGGCAUAGUUCCCACUUACCCGUGGAUACUGCAUGGCACUCAGGUGUACAAGGGCCAGCUGAAAAAGAUGGCAAGGCUCUUGCUUUUUACGAAAUGACCAGCCUCAGCUGGUCAUAGAAAAGUGAGGUUUCCUUGGAGUGACGCCCCACCCCCUCACCUGCCUGCAUUGAGUUCCUGAUCAACCAGCCGAAUUGCAAAAUUCAAGGCUGCAGUACGUAAUUUAGUGCAGCCUUCUCCAACCUAGUGUUCUCUAGAUGUUUUGGACUACAAAUCCCAUCAGCCCCGGUAAACACGGUCAGUAAACAGGGAUGAUUAAAGUUGUAGUUUAAAAGUCCUGCAGGCCACCAGCUUGAGGAAGGCUGAGUUAGCGUGUCGCUUUUAAUGUUACAUCUCACUGUUUUGCUCUCAUUUUGUACAGAACUAUGCUGUAACGUGGUGUGCUUGAUAAAGGGGGGGGCAGAUUGUUUUAAGAAAUGGAGUACUGGCAUACGUUCAUGUUGCAAAUACUUUUAUUUUGCAUGGACAGUAACCAAUUUAUAUUUAAAUUAGAUUUUAUUUUUUUUAAAAAUUGUCUUCUAUUCCUAUUCAUAUUCCAGGCCUCGGGCAAGUGCUGUUGGGGAGAGACUCUGGAGCAGUAAAAAUGUAACUGAUAUUGAAGAUGCUUAUAACAGGCUUAAUGAACAUCGUUGUCGCAUGCUCAGGUAAGAAAUACAAUCUAGUACAGCAGGUACAAUCCCAUCAAUAAUCAGUGUAGAUUUCUUACAUCAAAACUUGGAAGUUUAUUAAUCUCAAAAGGCAAAGCAAGUCACACUUCUCUCCCCCACAGGCGUGGAAUAGCGGCGGCGCCUUUGUUUGUUGGAUACUGCAGGCACGAAGCAAGAGACCCCUAACAGCUGUAGGAGGACAUUGCCAGAAGUGCCUUUUGGGAAGAAAAACCUGCAGAUUCCUGUUGAAUACUGCACUGGAGCACUCUCAUUUUGAAAUGCGGAAAUUUAGAGAAGGUUAAUUUCUUAUAGAUGUGGAAAAAAUAAAUGAUGUUGAACUUUUUAAGAGAAAGUAGCUCAUUCGAAAAAGGAACCUGUGCGUAUGUUUUUGUUGCAGAUGGCUGGGUUGAGGCAAGGACUAUAAUUCAAGGGUUAGAAUGCAUAUAAUAAGGAACUUGUUCCUCUGAGUAGGGAACAUAGCAUACACAUUUGUCAUUGUAAAUUACCGUAUUUUUCGCUCCAUAGGGAGCACCUAGUUUUUAGAGGGGGAAAUCAAGAAAAAAAAUCUUAUUCCCCCCCCCAGCCCCAAAGAGCAGCGUACAGGCUGCUCGCAG